Messenger RNA from Seriola aureovittata, 4941 nucleotides. Its product is annotated as PDZ domain-containing protein 7-like. NCBI's taxonomy places the organism in Eukaryota, Metazoa, Chordata, Actinopteri, Carangiformes, Carangidae. Gene Ontology annotation, biological process: sensory perception of sound; auditory receptor cell stereocilium organization. The record is from RefSeq and is a predicted model, not a curated record. Bases 292 to 2955 code for a protein of 887 amino acids. Gene Ontology annotation, molecular function: protein binding. Gene Ontology annotation, cellular component: stereocilium tip; plasma membrane; cilium. The transcript is spliced from 18 exons.
AAGAAAGUUCAGACACGUUGUCAGUGGACUGGCAUGUUUGUCGUCCAAUCAAAUGCUCUCCAUUAAUUUCAGUCCAGCCAAUCGACGCGGCCUGGGGGCGGGGCUUCGUCAUGGAGAGGAAUGUCCCGAACAGGUGACAGGUGAGAGAGAUGCAACAUGGGCAGGAAUGGACCAAAGAGUGACUCCAGGAAGAGUCAGCUGUCAUGUCACAAAGCAGCCUGCAACAACUCCUCCACCCGGAGCUGAGCCCCCGGUGGAGCGCGAGUGUGAAAGGGGACCCUGCCAGCCUCCAUGGCUCAUUCGUCAGACCUGUCCCGCAGGGAGAAGACCCCCGGGACCCAAGGGUCACACACUGCUACACGCAACCUCUUACGGAAGAAAGAGCAGCGCCGGCGUGGAAUCCGAUCCUCCUCACCCAUGGGACGGGUCAUCCUCAUCAAUUCUCCUGUGGAUGGUGGAGAUGACAGUGAGGACCUCCAUACGAUCACAGUGGAUAAGAGUGUGGAUGGAAAGCUGGGCUUCAGCGUGCGUGGAGGCUCAGAACAUGGCCUCAGCAUCUUUGUCAGUAAGGUGGAGGACAACAGCACAGCAGAGGAAGCAGGCCUGCUUGUGGGCGAUAAACUAGUGGAGGUGAACGGCAUCAGCCUGGAGAGCAUCACCAUGAGCAGUGCUGUGAAGGUCCUGACAGGAAACAACAGGCUGAGGAUGGUGGUGCGACGUGUUGGCAAAGUCCCCGGCAUCCGCUACUCCAAGGAAAAGACCACCUGGGUGGACUUGAUACACAGACGUAUGGUGGUGGAGGACAGCGGACGGACACCUUCGGAGGCCAGCUCAGGCAGCGCCCUGCAGAGGAUUGUCCACCUUUACACCACCUCAGAUGACUACUGCCUCGGCUUUAACAUCCGGGGGGGGAAAGAGUUUGGUCUGGGCAUCUAUGUCUCCAAACUGGAUCCUGGAGGCCUGGCUGAGCAGAAUGGAAUAAAGAUGGGGGACCAGAUCCUGUAUGCCAAUGGAGUGAGCUUUGAGGACAUCAGCCACAGUAGUGCAGUGGAGGUGCUGAAGAGCCACACGCACAUCAUGUUGACCAUCAAGGAAGCAGGACGAUACCCUGCUUAUAAGGAGAUGGUGGCAGAGUACAGGUGGCUCAAUAAGUUGGCCAAUGGUACUCAGAAAUCUUCCUCCCAGGGCUCAGACUCCAACUCCUCAGCCUCCUCUCUGUCGUCUGGGACUCCGGUCAGCUCUCUGAGUGGCCUGUCUCAGGUCAUGUUCCCCCCCAACCUGCCGUUUGGCUCAGACAUGGUGGAUGUCUGUAUCUCCACUGAGGACCAGAGGUCUGAGUCUGAGCGAACUGAGACCGCCAUCCAGACAGACCUGCCUCCUCAGAAGAUGGGUGCAGACACCACUCGCAGCCUGGGACCCACAACUCUGCUCAAAGACACAUUGAUUUGUGGAGAGGAGGCCAGGGGGAGGAAGGAAUCGCCCAAGACAGCCAUGCUGCUGGCUCUCAGCAUGCCGAGCCGACCAAUCAGCAGGUCGCAGAGCCAAGUCACUGUGGCAGAGAUCAAGCAGAAGAAAGAGAAGAAGCAGAAACGGAAGGCCCCCGAGGAGAAGAGCACCCUGCAGCGCUCAAAGACCUUCGUUAACUUGCUCUUCAGGGGCGGACGCAAGAGAGACACUUCCAGGGGGCGCUCCAAGUCUCCAUCCACAGACAGGGCUGGCAAAGAGGGACGGCAGCACGGCGCAAUGCCAAAUUCAGAGAUGCUUGGCGUGGUGGAGGACAUGGCCCGCAGGCUGCUGACUGAGGAGGAGGUGGCUGCUGUGAUGAAGACGUGUCGACGGUACGUAGCAGAGCGGUCAGUGGAGAACUUGAUACGCCACCUGCUGGCUGUGCUGGACCGGCCUGAGAAGCUGCUGCUGCUGAGGGAAGUCAGAAUGCUGCUUCCACCUUCUGACCUGAGUGUAUUCAAUAACAUGGUGACUCCCAUUGAAGUCGAGGCCUACGAUAUCCUCAAGUACCGUUCAAUUCGAACACCUCCCCUUCGCUCUCCCAUAUCUGGUCGAGCACCCAAACGGCGCCUCAUCACUCCCAUCCCAGAUUACAGGGGAGGCUUUGAGCUCCACAGUGCUGAGGAGGUGGAGAAGGAGAGCCACCUGCUGGAGGAGCUGGAGAAGCUCGGUCUGUCCGGGUCCCAGGAGUCUAGAGAGAAGCCCCACACCUCCAGAUCCUUCACCCCACUGCUGGACAUACCCGUGGACGGAUACAACACAGAGCCCAGACAUCUGAGACCCCCCUCUGCCAAUCCCAUGCUCCCCAACUGGCUGCUGUCCCGCAGCAGCGACUCCCACCCUCCUCUCCGAACAGAGAUCGGCACCAUUCGCUCCGUGCACUUUGACGAGGUUUCACUGCACUCGACUUCAGACAGGCCAGACACAGAAAGAGGACGGUCCCCGUUGAGCAACAGCCACUCUAAAGGCAAAAAGGUGAAAAGUGGAGACAGGAGUAAAGACACGGUGUUCACGCUGCAGAGUGCAGCCCACAGGAGUCGGCCAUUGUUGUCGCAGGUGUUUGGUCCGAGUCCAGAUCAACAAGUCGGGAGUGAACAGAUGAACGGCCACCAGACGUCCUCUGAGAAUGGACUCAAAAGCUCCGAUGCUGAACAGGAGUACGAGCUGAAAACUGUCAGCAUCUCCAAGACCAAACAGUCACUGGGCAUCAGUAUAUCUGGUGGGAUGGAGUCCAAGAUUCAGCCGGUGGUGAAGAUCGAGAAGAUCUUUCCUGGAGGAGCCGCCUCCACCUGCGAGGUGCUCAAGGCUGGAUUUGAGUUAGUGUCUGUUGACGGACUCUCCCUGCAAGGAGUUACCCAUCAGCAUGCUGUCGACAUCAUCCGGAAAGCCUUCAGCAAUAAGGCCAAAGACCCCAUGGUGUUUGUGGUCAAAGUCCCCAAAAGCAUUUAGGAGGACACUGAGAUGCUCAUUGUGAUUUGUGAUUUAACACAUAGAAGUGGAACACACCUGAAACAUACUGCUGAGCUCUGAGGUCAGGUAUGUGAUUUUUGCCAUUCAUGUUAAAAGUUAGGAAUAAUGACCUCAGGCAUUAGGUCGUGGGACUCUGGGAAGUUUAAGAAAAUUAAGACCAUGGAUAUAUGAAAGGAAUUGUCACUAAAUCACACAAAGUAAACACAGAUUUUGAAAAAAUAAUGCUCCUAAUGCCUUAAUGUCAUUUUAUCACAACCCAGGAGCCAAUUGUCCAGAACAUGGUUUUCUUUUUACAUCUUAUGCUGUUUCAACAUCCAUCAGUGUUUAAAACUCACAUACGUAAGUGGAUCAGUAGCAAAUGUCUUUGCUCCUGAAGUCUUAAAUAUGCAGUAUGACAAACUGUAACCCGAGUGCCUUUAAAAGCCCUGUGGACUGCCCAUGUAGAAUAGUGUAACUCCAUGUUGUUAAGUUGUCUUGAAAUCAGACUUUUGACCUGCAGAAGGCAGACGUGAGCCGUUCAGAAACUCUUCUGCUCUGGCCAGCAGGUAAUGAGGAAUAUUUUGAGCAGCCCUUUGUAAUCACACCAGAGCACAAACCUUAAAACAUGUGAACGAAAUGGGUGCUGUAGAAUAAAUAACCCAGAUUGCAAUGGAGAGAAUUACAAGGCAGAUAAAACUGUUAUUUGUUGGGUGAAUACUGGAGUUGAACUAAAUGUACACCUGGAAAAAUAAACUUAAGACUCUUAUUUCUGUAAAAACUGUAAAAGACAAAAUACAAUAUUGCAUAAUAAGUGUAUAAUUUAGUGCAACAACACAGUUGAGGGAGAAAGUACUUCGACUAGGGCUUGCAGGCUUGGGAAGAAGUUGUAUUGAGUUAAACAAAUCUCCACAGAUGGUGAUUAAAUUUAGUCUUUUUUUAAUUAAAAACAUAGGUUUGUUCAAGAAAUGUACAGCAUGAAAAUAUACAUUUAAUGUCUUCAUACAAAUAUUGUGGAUUAUAAAAUUACACUGAGGAACCGGAACACAAACCCACACAAAUAUUAAUAUACAGGCAACUGUAUCUGUACUGUAGGAGCAAAAUAUAAUGUGUGACAUUGCUUUGGUCUAUUCACAGUGGCUAUGUUUGUAUUUUUCUGACAUGGACAGACUAGUCUGCAAGAAGACUGUACACUUUCUGAUUUUUCAGGGUUAUUUACAGAGGAUUAUAAUUCAAUCAGCAGUGACAGAGGAACAGAGUGUCCCCUUGUAGUGUCGGGAAGUGAAAAUACAUGAAACAGAUCCUCUACUUUAAAGGUUGGUGGAAAAACAGUCACGUCACGGUCUAAGUAGUUUGACUUUACACCAAAAAACCCAUCAUCCAGUGCAUGAUUUCCCUCUUUCGGUGAUGCGAGACACAAAUCUCCCACACAGUAAUCAAUCUCCUACCACCUCUUCGACAGAGUAGUACUGAAGUAUGAUCUCUAAUUAGCAAAUACAAGAGCCAACGCGGGGGAGCUUCAGUAUUCAUUCUAUGUAUAUUUCUGUUUAACUGGGAAAACAGAUUGAAUUUAACUAGUUUUUCGCCUUAUGUAAGCAGCAUAUUGCCGGGACUGACAUUAAAACAUUAGGAGUGGGCGAAAUGAGGUUAGACUGUAUAUCAUGAGACAGUAUCAAGUGUCAAAGAUCAGACUUUAUCUUACUGUUUAUAUACUGUGGUCAUUAACCCUUUAAUAUCUGUGUGUGUAUGAGGCCAGUGUGGACUGUAAAUCGGUAAGAGGUACAGCUUUAUGUGGGUGUACAAAACGCAUAUCUUUUUGGAAACGUAGUUCAUGACUCCCUUUUAUAAUUUUUACUUCAUGUCAUGAAAAGUACAUUUCGAAGCCCAAACAGGCUCUUGUCAGAGACCUCUGUACCUGAUGAAGAGCAAAUCUGGGCUCAAAACAUUUUACCUUUCCUAAUGUAAUAAAAUAGAUAUUUUAAUGGUUAA